Molecule: messenger RNA, 4938 nt
Organism: Haliotis rubra (blacklip abalone)
Lineage: Eukaryota; Metazoa; Mollusca; Gastropoda; Lepetellida; Haliotidae
Product: hemicentin-1-like
Exons: 16
Coding region: 1-2496 (831 amino acids)
Biological process (GO): axon guidance; dendrite self-avoidance; homophilic cell-cell adhesion
Cellular component (GO): plasma membrane; axon
Molecular function (GO): cell-cell adhesion mediator activity
Source: RefSeq, a predicted model, not a curated record
AUGUCUCUACUGUUGAGAAAGCUUUGCCCUGAAGGAGUGUUUAUAGUAUACUGGACCAAAGAUGGCCAGAGGGUAGAUACAUCCAAUGAGAACUACGAGCUUGUUGCCGAUGGUAGUCUGACAAUCUUCACUGUGCGGGAUGAAGAUGUCGGUGCCUACACCUGUGUCGCUGAAAACACUGCAUCUGCCACCGCAUCAUCAGCAGCUCUACUGUCCAUCAUAGGGGAUGCAACUGAUGCCAUGGAGCCAGAAACAACCAUGACACCUCAACCAGAAACAACUGAAGAAAUGAUGGAAGAGACAACCACAGAAGUAGAUAUCAACUCACCAAUCCCAAUCUUCAUCCGCAAACCAGAGCCAGUCUACUACAUUGGUCGUGAACGGCCAGCAAGCAUCACCUGCCGCACCCUUGGCGCCGAGUAUCUCAUCUUUGAGUGUAAUGGAGCACGAAUCCCAGAAACAUUCAACGAAACCUACUCUGCUAUUGAUCCAGAAACAAAGAAAAAGAUUCUUGAGAGAACAGUUACCAUUGACCGCAAGACUGUAGACGGUUCUGACAAUUACACUUGCCAGUGCAGUGCCUGGUAUGCAGAUGCCAUCAAGCAAGGGUGGUCUAUGCAUAAUAUGCCUACAAAAAUUGAGAUUGCUUAUCUGAAGAAGCGUUUCCAGACAGAACCAAAGAAGUCACAGACAGUAGAUGCUGGUUCCACUGUGGAGCUUGCUUGCGUAGCCCCUGUGGGCAACCCAACCCCAACAGUAAGCUGGCUGUUCAAUGGUGAUGUUAUUGAUGACACAAUGGAUGACAACAUCAUGGUGUCCAGUGAUGGAACUUUGAUCAUCAGUGAAGCUCGAAUGACAGAUGACGGCAACUAUACGUGUGUUGCUGGAAACGUUUACGGGAAAAGACAUUCCAAAUCAGCAGUCGUUAGAGUCACUGGCGGUGAACCUGAGCCCGAGCCAACUGAUGGCACUGAUGUUGGCACAGGAGUCUACAUAUCAACCGAAGUACCAACAUUCACACAGGAGCUGAAUGAGACCAUCUUCAUCGUGAAUGAAGAAAAGGCAACACUUACCUGUGCGGCUGUGCAAACCGGGAAAAUAACCUUCAUAUGUAAUAAUGAGGAGGUCGCAGAGGAUCGUAUAAGAUACAGAAAUGAGAAAACAGAUGAUGGGGAAAUGGUGUUAGUGGCAUCCAUGGACGUUAUGGCCGACACUAUCACUGACAUAUCAGAGGAGUAUGCUUGUGAAUGUCUGGCCUGGUACAAACUGAGUGAUAACGAACCAGAACAGUCUGUUAACAGUCGGCGUGGACGUGUGGAAAUUGCAUAUAUCAACGACAAGUUUAUUGUUGAGCCCUCAAGCAAGACCGCCACAGUCAGUUCAAUGGUCACUUUGAGAUGUGUGUCACCUGAUGGAUUCCCCAGACCAGAGCAAUCAUGGUAUUUUAAUGGAGAGCUGUUGGAUUUCAACGCUAACGACAACCUUCUCUACUCCCGUGAACAAUCAAUUGUCAUUGUGCAAGUUCGGGAAAUGGAUGCCGGAUUAUAUUUAUGUGAAGCCACAAAUAUUGCCGGAACACGAAGAAGCAGACAAGCGAAACUGACUGUUGUUGGAGACAGCACUACAAGCAUGCCAGAACCAGAACCCGAGACAACUGCCGAAAUAUUUGAGGGAAAUGUUACUACGGAAGACGCGACAUAUGUCACGUCUGACAUUAUGCCAUCUGCGGAAAAUACGACCGAGAGUAUUCAAGAAGGAAAUAUGGUAGAAAAUACUACCAUGUAUUAUGAAAUAGGAACUGAUGGUCAGGUCACGGAUGAAGGCACUCCAGAGCCAGAACCAGAAGGAAAUGACAACAAUCCAAGUAUAGUGCUGCCCCAUCCUGAGUGUGACAAGUUGCAGGCUUGCUAUCAAUCAUUCCUGCCAACAUUUACUUCCAAUAACUUCAAAACUCAUAAAUAUUGCGACGAACUGAAAGAGUUUUUCACAUGUGCACAUGAUGCUGUGAUGAUGUGUGGCGUCAAAGGUGACCAGCAACAGCAGGCAACACUGGCGGACAUGGCUAGCUGGUUUGAGGAAUAUUGCACAAGAUUGCCCCGUGAUGAGAAGGUGUCUAUGAAGUGUGGCUCCUAUGGAACCUGCAAUCCUCCAGUCACAAUGCAGACCCAACCUAAGGAUCUUAUUGAUGUCAGCAUGUUAUGCGAGUAUAUCCAUAAAACAACAGAAUGCAGACAACUUGCGCUAGCAGAUUCCGAGUGUAUGGUGAUGAAGAAGAACAAGAUGAAGAAUGAUCUCCACUAUCUUGGGACACAAGCACAAAGAUACUGUCCCAGAGGCACAACACAAGACAAAGAAGACGUAACACAGGGUACUGGAAUUAAUGUCGGUAAAGUUGAGAAGGAAAAACCAACUGGUGCUGCUAGUAUGACUACAGCUUCGGUCCUAGUGUCAACCAUUAUCCAGGUCCUUGCUAUCUUAGUAAUAAGCUUUAGGUAGAACUCCUACAAAUUCUAGCCCAUAUUUCAAUUUAACAUCAGUUUGUACAUGUGGUCACAGCUAUUUGAAAUCUGUGUGUUGUAAGAAUUCUUUCUACUGUACAGCAUCUUAUGUUCAUCAAAAUUUUUAAAGGUAGUCAAUUGGAUAGUAUUUUGGUUAUCUCCCUUUUGUAGAUUGUUGCCAUUUGGGAUUUUCUUCAUUUUAGCAAAAAGUAUCGUUUUCUUGAAUUAUAGUGAAUUAAUGCCACUUGUUUUUUAUUUCAUCAAUCUAUCUAGAAAGACCAUAAGACCACCUUAGAUUGUAGCUUGUACCACAAAUGGCUGUUGUGUUGAUGUGACUCCGGCCACAAGAGUCAUAAAUGAUAUUACAAAGAGUCAUACUGACUAUGUGCCUAAAAUGUAGGUAUGAUCAUUGAUGCUGUAACCCUGACAACCGACAACUGCUUCGUCACUCUGAGUUGUCCCGUUACUAGAAUUCAAUAUGUGUAUUCAUUCAUAUUGAGUAGAUAAAUAUCGAAUGAAUUCUUUUUUCAUUAAAGGUUACAUAAAUUAUAACUAUUUGAAGAGAAAUAUUCAAAAUAUUCUGUAAGAAUUUUUUAAUAUAAUUCCCUUGUACAAUAUCCUUUACAGAUACAAUUUAGAAUUAUUAAUAUCCAAGUAUCCCUGUGGCAAUACUGUCUGACGCAGAUGUGAUCAGGGUAUUAUGGCAAUGUAUAUCUAUAUAGAUAUGUCAUCCAAAAGUGCCAUAAUUUACAACAUGGGUUAACUUAUUCUUUGUGCCAAAUUAGUGUCAUAAUAAGAAAAUUCAAGUCUGCCUGACUUGAUGAAAUUGUAUGACAUUUAAGGUUUAUUUGUAUACUGAUGCUCCAGGUUAUACAAACUUCCCCGACAAAGUGUGCCAUACUAGACAGUAAAUGUGUUUGUGCUGAUAGACUACAUUUGAACACUGUGUGCCAGAGCAAACUUCAUAUGGCAGCCAUAUUAGGGAGAUACCUGUUGGGGAGGUUGGCUCUUCUAGUUAUCAUCAAUUGUAGAUUUUGUAGUUACCAUAGCAACAGGAUAACUCCAGUCUCUUCAAUGUGCAUGGUGCCUUUUGAUCGGAAGUAACAUGCCAUCAUAUCUGAUCUUUGAACAUGAAACUUGGUUAUAAAACUCAAAAAAUAUUUUGAUGAUAACAUUUUCAAAAUAUGAUUUGGUGAAUUUCUUAUUACUGUUCAUUGUUCCAAUAUGAUGAAUCGAUUAAGCAGGCACUCUCAGCUGUUAUUUUCACAGUGAACAUUUGUAACUGAAAGUAAAUCAGAUGCAAGGUGACAUAACUUAACAGAAACUGAUUUUUACAAUCAAAUUCCAUAAUUUGUCAAUCAAAAUGAUCACCUUUUGUUAAUAACACACAUUAAUCAUGAUUAAAUAUUGUUUUCAAAACAUUAAUCGAUCUUAGAUUUGACAUCUGUAGAUAAUUGGGAGUAUUUGCAACUUUGUGCCUGUUUAGUUGACCUAUGUUGCAACGAUCUCAAUGCUGUGUGGUAUAUGGUUGUGUUUGUGAGGUGUAUAGUUUUCCCUAUAUCCCCUAAAUAUUAAUCAACAGAUUUUCCUAUCCUCUCAGUAAAUCAGAUAGAUACCAUUGUACAUAAUUACUCAUCAUGUGUACACGCUUAAACGUUUGGUUUUUUAAAUUCUUAAUUUUGUCUGAGUCAUGUUAUUAUUUUAAUAACAUUCUCUUUCUGUUGCCAGGGAGUCUGUACAUACUUUCAUUUUGUUGUACAUUGGUUUAAGAAUAUAAUUUUGAAAGAAUUUUUUUUUUCAAAAUGGCAGAUUGAUAUUUGAAAAGAUAGGCUUGCACAAUAUGAAUUACAUGAAGGUAUAUUUCAGUUUGCAUUUGAUAUAUUUCUUGAUUUUCGUGGUCUUUGUAUCAAAAUGGUGUACAUCUUUUCAAAUAGGCCACAUAACAAACUUGGGCCUUGAAACUUAGUUCGUUGUAUUUUGUGGUAUUACCAUCAGAAAUGAAACAGUCUCUAUUUCAAUACGCUGCUUAAAUGGUUUUGUUAUUAUUUAUUCUCCAUGCACAUUUAAGAGACUGAUCAUAUUUAAUUUUUGUACCACCAAGAUAAUUAAUUUUAUUGCUAUUAUGUUAUAUUAUUAUUCAUACACUCAUUGUUUUUUGCAAAAGGAUGUAGCAUUUAUGUUUGUAUAUUUCAUUCUUGUCCACGCUGCCAACAUCGUAGAUUUUUUCAAAGAUUCAUAAAAUGGAUUGAGAUCAUGUAAAGUUUGUGCCCCAGAUUUCACAUAAGAAUCAGUGCCUAGGAAGCUAGUAUCUGUGAUUAGCCAUUCAGAAUCGUUUGUGCCAGAGAGGAUAGAGAAAUUACUAUACUUCUUUAUACUAAAACUGUUUGAGAUCCUACUGUCUUCCAUUUAGGUGUUUUUAUAAUAAAAUUUUGUGUACAAA